Molecule: messenger RNA, 1014 nt
Organism: Pseudopodoces humilis (Tibetan ground-tit)
Lineage: Eukaryota; Metazoa; Chordata; Aves; Passeriformes; Paridae
Gene: C1QTNF12
Product: C1q and TNF related 12
Biological process (GO): positive regulation of D-glucose import across plasma membrane; negative regulation of gluconeogenesis; positive regulation of insulin receptor signaling pathway
Molecular function (GO): hormone activity
Source: RefSeq, a predicted model, not a curated record
AUGGGAAUCUCUGGUGCAGGUGGUGGGGGCUGGAAGGGAUCUGAGGUGUCCAGGCACAUCCAGAGAUCCCUCGGGAAGCGCUGGAGGGGCAGGAAGGAGCCGCCCGAGCCCCGGAACGCGUCCCUGGCCAACAGCGAGGAGCAUCCCAAGCUCCCGGAGUCUCCCGAGCUGCGGAUCACGGACCCCCGGCGCACCUGGAUCUCCUUCGUGCACCGCCCCGACGAUGGCAGCAAUUCCAAGAGGAGAUGCAAAGGGAAAGACAAGAAAUUGCGAGGCCUGGUGGGGCCGCCAGGACCUCCUGGGCCUCAGGGACCUCCGGGAGCCCCCGGGGCUGAAGUCACCAGGGAAGUUCUUCUGCAGGAGUUCAAGGAGAUCCUAAAAGAAGCCAUGGAGCAGAGAGCCUCCCUGGCCGUUCCAUCCCGUGCCAGCCCGCUGCCGGCCCUGGAGCAGCUGCCGGCCCUGGAGCAGCUGCCGUGGCACCGGCGCGUGGAGCAGGCGUUCCACUGCAAGCUCAAGGGCCACGUGGUGGUGGACAAGAAGACCUUGGUGGAACUGCAGAAUUUCCAGUCGCCCCUGGCCAAGGGCGCCUUCCUGCGGGGCUCGGGACUGAACGCGGCCACCGGGCGUUUCACUGCCCCCGUGGGUGGCAUCUACCAGUUCUCGGCCAACAUCCACAUCGACCACAGCGAGCUGAAGAGCAAAGUGCAGCUCCGAGCCAGGGACAAUGUGCGGGUGCUGAUCUGCAUCGAGUCCCUGUGCCACAGAUACACGUCCUUGGAAGUCAUUGCUGGGCUGGAAAGCAACAGCAAAAUCUUCACUAUUUAUGUCCAUGGGUUGCUGCAGCUGCAGGCCGGGCAGUACACCUCCAUCUUCGUGGACAACGGCGCCGGGGCUCCCAUCACCAUCCAGAACGGAUCUGAUUUCAUGGGAAUGCUGAUGGGAGCCUAGCAGAUUUGGGGAAUUCCCAAAAUCCUGGAGUUUGGACUGAAACCCCCCCCCACCCUUUGACCUUGA